Centruroides sculpturatus (bark scorpion) is the source of this 1719-nucleotide messenger RNA. Its product is annotated as dynein assembly factor 1, axonemal-like. Lineage: Eukaryota; Metazoa; Arthropoda; Arachnida; Scorpiones; Buthidae. The transcript is spliced from 13 exons. The record is from RefSeq and is a predicted model, not a curated record. Gene Ontology annotation, molecular function: protein binding. The coding region runs from base 106 to 1704 and encodes 532 amino acids.
UGUUUUGACGUUAGGUUAUACAUUAGAGUAAGUCAUAAAUGGCCUAAAUACUUUGUGCUUAAACCAAGUAGAAAUUACCAAGUUUUCAAAGAUUUUAAAAGAAAAAUGUCAGUCAGAAAGAAGAAUGAUCAAGACGAAAAGAAUUAUCCAAGGAUGACAAAAGAGUUUUUAAGAAAGCAUUGUAAAGAAAUGAAAUUAUAUGAAACUCCUUAUCUAAAUGAUACUCUUUAUUUACAUUAUAAAGGUUUCUGCAAAAUUGAAAAUUUAGAUGAAUAUACAGGAUUGAAGUGUUUAUGGUUAGAAAGUAAUGGUAUCGGGUGCAUAGAAAAUUUAGAAAAUCAGAAACAUUUAAGGAGUUUAUUCCUUCAUCAAAAUUUGAUCAGAAAUAUUGAAAAUUUAGAAUCUCUGAAGAAAUUAGAUACACUCAAUUUAAGCAACAAUUAUAUUAAAAAAAUCGAAAACCUAAGCUGUCUUCCUGCAUUAACUACACUACAAAUUAGUCAUAAUAUGUUGAGCACUACUGACGAUAUUCAACAUCUAAUCGAAUGUCCAACAUUGUCCAUGAUUGAUCUGUCAUACAAUAGAUUGGAUGAUAUAAAUAUAUUAGAAGUAUUUUCUACAAUGCCUAAUUUACGUGUUUUAUAUCUGACAGGAAAUCCAGUAAUAAGAAAAAUAUCAAAUUAUCGUAUCACAUGCACUGUAAAAAUUAAAUCACUGUUAUAUUUAGAUGACAGACCAAUUUUCGAGAAAGACAGAGCGUGUGCAGAAGCAUGGGCCAAAGGUGGAAGAGAAGAAGAAAGAAAGGAAAGAGAAAAAUGGAACGAAAUAGAAAGGAAAAAGCUCGAAGAUUGCGUUAAUUAUGUUUUAGAAUUAUCAAAAGGAAGUAAAAGUUUAUUGCAAAAAGCUUUGGAAGAAGAGGAAUUAACAUCAGAUUCUACUUCAGAUAAUGAAGAAAUAAACGAUCAAAUAUCAAAUUCUGACUUAAAUAAAGAAUAUGAGGAAGAGGAUAAUAAAACAGACGAGAAUAUCUUAGAAAAAUCAGUUUUAGAUUAUUACAUGGAUAAUGAUGGAGUUAAUAAAAAUGAUAUCAGGGAUGAGAAUGUUUCAGAAAAAGAAACUUUUGAAUUACUGUCAAAUUCUAAUGACUUAAAUAAAGAAUUACUGAAAAAUGUUUCAGAAAUGGAAAUCAAAACGGAAUUAAACGAAUAUUACAACAACGUAACAGAUAGCAAGCCGAUUGAUGAUACCGUGCAAAUAGCUGAUGAAUUGAAAUCAGAUGAAAACGAAGAUGAAAAUGAGAAAAAACACAAGAAGGAUCACAAAUUAACAGAAAUAUCCGAAAACGAAAAAAUACCUUUAUCAACGUAUAAUGAAGAUGUAAAGGAGAAAGAUAUUGAAGAUCUAAUUGCUCGUGGAAAAAUAUCGAAUAAUACCAUAAGAGCUUAUAAAUUUCCUGAAGAACAAAUUGAAAUUCAAGAAAUAAAACCAAAAUAUGCGCCUAUACCUGAAUUAAUUGAUGAUAGCGACAUUGAAACUAUUAUCUUGGAUUCUGAAACUCAAGCUACAAAUGAAAAUUUGGUUCGUGAUCAUAAUACUUUUUUAGAAGUGGAUGACAAAAAUAUUUUAUUCAUAAAAAACAAUAAAGGCAAUUUGAAAGAAGACAAUCUAUUGUUAAAAAAGCCACUAAUAGAAGAAUUGAAUUAAAUAUUUAUAAUUUAU